GUGUUGCGGUUGGAGGCCCGGGGGCUGCCCUCCGCGGCGUUUUGUACCAGGCCGGUGGGUUCCGGGACGCCGCCAAAGAUAUCUGCAAAGAAAGGUGAGAGCAUAUCUAGUACUAACCUUGAGGAAGCUUCGGAACCUUCUCCUGAAGACUCGAGGAUGUUCAUGUCAAGGAAAACUGUGGUGGCAUUUCCUCGGCGAGUAGUUGUUUCCUCCCUUGAGGAGGAAAACCUCACUACACCUGCAACAGAAGGAGGCUUGAGGAAGGAGUCAGUUGAGGAAGAAACUUCGUCUUCAUCCAGCUCAGAUUCAGAUUCUGAGGAAGAAGAUUAUGAUGAUGAUUCAGAAGUUUCCAGUAAAACCAAAGCUGAGUUUCCUAGACGAGAUUCCGUCUUUUCUGAGAACAUAGCGGUAAAGGCAUCAAUGCUAGCAAAAGAGAACUUGUCCCAGAAAUCCCACAAAGAAUAUGUAGCUAAGAAGAAGCCACGCAAAACAGAAACUGAUCUGUCUCCUAUCAAGCAGGUCAGAUUUUCUAAAACUUCAGUCAGCCAUGAAACAUCGCAAUCCAAGGCAAGAGACCCCAAAGUAAAAUCAACUCCAAAAGAAGCCGAUCGGCAGAAGCUGGGCUUAGAACCACACAUGGUUGAAAGCCAAGACCUGACCAAUGUUACUCGUGAAUCUGCUUAUUUGGAGGAAAAGUCCAUUGGAACCCAAGUAGCAGCUAUCCAGCUGAAAGCUUCCUCGGUGACUGAGGAAGACAAAAGGCAAAAACUGGUAUCCAGAGAAGAAAAAAAGAUGAAGGAGGCACAGGAGUCAGAAGCAGGAGUAGUAACUGCUCCUAAACUAGAGGAAGAGACUUCAGAAAGCACAAUGUUGGCAAUGGGCACUACAGCAAAGGAGGAGACCGUUCAGGAAGGAGGAGUCCAGGCUGGAGAAAGAGGCACAAUAGAGGGGACCACAGCAGCUGGUGAGCCUGCUCCGGAAGAAUUGGAUAAUUCUACCUACCAGAACCUUCAGCAUCAUGAAUAUAACAUUUAUACCUUUGUUGAUUCUGUUGUGGUUCUCUCAAAAUUCAGGCAGCCUCAGCCAUCUUCUGGAAGACCAUCACCAAGGCACUGA
Messenger RNA from Leptosomus discolor (cuckoo roller), 1116 nucleotides. NCBI's taxonomy places the organism in Eukaryota, Metazoa, Chordata, Aves, Leptosomiformes, Leptosomidae. The record is from RefSeq and is a predicted model, not a curated record.